GGUGUAAGCACGUUAUCCAUUUCCACACAACACUUUUGAUACUUUGGUCAUGUGUGGCCGGGAACCCCCACUUUAAGAAGCACAAAAAUUAAAUGAAAAAGUGUCCUUUUUGAACCAGGAAAUAUGGCUAAUCUUUACAUAUGUUGCUGCUUUGCCAAUUCAUCAAUUACUCCAAAAAUUUCACAAUUUAAUACGAUAAAUUUUAACAAGGGAAAUGGUCCAUUGAGUGUCCAGAGAUUUAUAGCUUCCGCUGCAAAGUCCGGAGGCUUUUCACUCAAAUCAAUUGUGAAUAGGUGCGAGGGAUGUGGAGGUCAAGGUGCAAUAGAGUGUCCCGGAUGUAAGGGAACAGGAAAGAAUAAGAAGAAUGGGAACAUUUUUGAAAGAUGGAAGUGUUUUGAUUGCCAAGGGUUUGGGUUGAAGAGUUGUCCAGUUUGUGGAAAAGGAGGACUGACUCCAGAACAACGUGGUGAAAGAUAAUAGGCAUGGAUACAAUUUCUUAAUAUCUCUCUCUUUUAUGUUUCUGAUACGAUAAGCCAUUAUAAUGAGGAAAAAACACGUUCCUCCCCGUCUUUCAAGUGCCACACAUAUGUAUCAAUAGUGCGACUUCAAUGUCAUAAGAUUAAUUAUUUAUAUUUGAUACCAAACAAAUUUUACUA
This is a messenger RNA of Solanum dulcamara, 656 nucleotides long. RefSeq names its product protein PHOTOSYSTEM I ASSEMBLY 2, chloroplastic. Lineage: Eukaryota; Viridiplantae; Streptophyta; Magnoliopsida; Solanales; Solanaceae. The record is from RefSeq and is a predicted model, not a curated record. The transcript has 4 exons. Bases 124 to 477 code for a protein of 117 amino acids.